UGUCGCUCUUGUCAAUUUAUUACAAUUAAAGAACUAGUUUUUUUAAUUCAAGUUUCAUCAAGAAAUCCUUCAUAUUUUUUUUAAAUUCAUAUAUAGCAAAAGUGUCCUAUUUUCUGCGGCACAAUCACUAUAAAUAAAUAGAUCGACAUUAAUUAAAAUACUAAUGCAUAAAAUAAUUAAAAAAUCGGAGUUAUUAUGAAUUCUGUUUGUUAAUUAUAAAUUAAUUUUUUUGGAAGUUCAUUGAACAUGUAAACAUUAUAAAUAGUCCAUAUAAGCCUCACAAGACAUGUAAACCCUGUCAAGAGGCAACACUAUGAUUUUAAUGCAAAACAAAAAAUCAUUUAUUUUUCUCCACAUUUUAUUAUUGACUUUUUAGAAUAUUAUAUCGUAUUUUGUCAUUUUAUAUCUCGCAUUAUACUUUGUGUUACAAUGCAAAAGUAUUCUCCUGCUGCGAUUACAUAUAUUUCAUUAAAUAUUAUAAAUUUGUCUUUGUCAACAUUCAUUAUUAUUAAAUUAUGUAUAUCACCUAAUUAUUUCACAAAAUAUACUCAGUUCCAAUUAUUUAUAGCAUCGUGGGGAUAUACGAUAGGAUGUUUACUAACUAUAAUAAAAUAUGGCGAUGACAUCAUCAAUAAAUCGUUCGAGACUCAUCAAAUUUCUAUUUGUGUGAUUCAACAGAUGAUUUCUCUAUUCUUCUUUUAUCCUUUACAUAUAUUCCCUGUCAUAUUAGGAUUUUAUAUUUGGAACACAAUUGAAAAUCAAAACAUAAAAAUAGAAAAAAAGUUUUUUUGGCCAUUUUCAAUUCUUAUUUGGUGUUUUACAAUUUGCUAUAAUGUAUUUUCGUUAGCUGACGGAUACCAAAAAGACAUCCGUGUUACACCCUUGCUUUGUAAACCUCCGAAUUCUAACCUACAUAAAAUAAUUUACCUAAUAAUAAUUUCCCCACUAUUUUGCAUAGCAUUAAUAUUUAUUUGUAAGAAUUUUCUUGUUUAUUUAUUUAUUUAAUAAUUCUUUAUAUUCUAACUAAAUUUGACAAACAACUCUUUUUUUUUUACCA
Rhizophagus irregularis DAOM 181602=DAOM 197198 is the source of this 1057-nucleotide messenger RNA. Lineage: Eukaryota; Fungi; Glomeromycota; Glomeromycetes; Glomerales; Glomeraceae. The record is from RefSeq and is a predicted model, not a curated record.